AUGGCGGGAGCACGAAGCAAGAAGGAUGGAGGGCGCGGUGACGGAGGUCGUGGUGACGCGACGCGUCAGUCGCGCCGAGCGCAAGGAUUGCCAGCUGAAUCGCACAUGGACCUGGAUAUCAUCAACCGGGAAGCGCGUGCGAGGAGGAAGGCAGAGCGGGAUGCGAAGGAGGCUGAAGACAAGGCCACGUCGACUGAACCCGCUGUUCAAGACGACCAAGUGUCGACGGAGGCGGCUGAAGAAGAAGACCUGCGUUCAGAGUCGAAGGCUGAAUGCAUCCCGGAAAAGCAGGCUCAGACGACUGAGUCUGCGAAGGCGUCUGAGGGAGGCGCUAAUGUGGGUGAGCCCCCGGCGGCGGAUCGAGUUUCGGACUCUCCGCAGCCGGAACAAGAAGAGAAAACUCCCAAGGAUGUGCCGGUCAAGGUCAAGGCUGAAGUGAUCGAGAUCGAGGAGUCGGAUGCCAAAGAGCGUUCAGCGCUUGAGGACGCGGAGGUGUCCUCGCGCUCGCCGCAGACCCCUGAACCCGAAGUGUUGCCGCGAGGCAAUGCUUCAAACCCGGUUCCAGCACCUCAAAGUCUGAACGCAGAUGUGCGUCCAAGUUUGGGCGCGGGUGCUGAAACGGCUGACACGAUUCAGCUUGAUGAGACGGCGGCGAAGAACUUUGUGGCACGCCAAGUGUAUCGCUGGGAGCAGAUGCGUUCAGGACGUGUCGUUCCGCCCUCAGUGGAGUAUGCUUGGCCGAAUCCGCGGCCAGACUUCUCGGUUUGGCAAGAGGCCAUAAUGACUACGUCGGACUACUUGCGGCGUCGAAUGGCUCUGGAGAAUCGAGACGCGGCUUGGAUCGCUGAGCUGCGUCCUGAACGCAGAGUGUUAGGCAUCGCUCAAGACCUGACCGCAGUUGUCAUCCCGCCGAGUAUGAUGUCUUCGCGUGAGUGUGCGGCAGUGUUGGAAAAUCUCCUCUUUGAAGCUGGUUUUGAAUUCGUCAACGCGGUUCCAGACUGGUUCAUGACGCAUGCGUCCAAGAUCAACCCUGGAUAUGUGCGUUCAAUCGUGGAAGAGGUUCAGCAACUCCUGACUAUCGAGCUCAUCGAGUGGAAGCAGCUCACGGCUGGAGUGUCGUUCAAGGUCGUUCCAGCCUCGGAUACAAAACCUGCGUUCAAGGAAGAGAAGACACAAGACGCUCAAGCUGUGAAGGAUGAUCUAUUGAUGGAUGACUACGAAGUCGAACUGCUUGGCCAAGCCUUCGUCUCUCAAUGCCGGAUGGCUGGGAUCCUGGCUCUUCGCAGCCCGCGAGGGUCACCGGAGAUUGAGCCCUAUCCCAAGCGCCCGCAGUAUCGGCCAGCUCGUCCGUUGAGUGUGUCGACUCCGUCUGUUCACUCGCUGGUCCCAUCGACCGACGUGAGUCUGAACGCAGAUGCCCGAGCCAUGAGCGUUCGAGGUUCGACCCUGAACGCAUCUUCGAGUGGCAUCUCAGACUCCGUUCCAAGCUUGAUCGGCCCGUCGGGGACUUCGAACGACUCGGCGUACGCGACCUCCUUUCACACGCAGACGUCUCGGGACAGCUCGUCGUCGUCAUCGCUGAUGUCGCUGGGCCACAGUGCUUCAACGCAUAUG
Molecule: messenger RNA, 1614 nt
Organism: Phytophthora sojae
Lineage: Eukaryota; Oomycota; Peronosporomycetes; Peronosporales; Peronosporaceae
Exons: 2
Source: RefSeq, a predicted model, not a curated record